Molecule: messenger RNA, 3301 nt
Organism: Zootermopsis nevadensis
Lineage: Eukaryota; Metazoa; Arthropoda; Insecta; Blattodea; Termopsidae
Product: amino acid transporter heavy chain SLC3A1
Biological process (GO): carbohydrate metabolic process
Source: RefSeq, a predicted model, not a curated record
CAUUGAGCGACGCCUGGCGUAACACGUAUAUGUUUCCAUUUGACAUAAAUAGUAGCAGUGUUGUUCUGUAUAGGUCUGGUUCAAGUUGAGUUCUGAUCAAUUUCACAUCUUGAGAAAAUAUAAUGUAACAGCGACCCUCACCUACAAUGUUCGUGUGGUGACUGCAGGUGUAUAAGAGACGUCGUCAAAUGGUACCGAAUUUAGAUCAGCUUAUUUUGUGAAAUUUAAAGUCCUUUUCAGACCACUGCAGACUUAAAUGCAAUGAAAAUAUUGAACUAAAACAGUAAUAAUCCACUGUGUUGGGUGUGACUGGUUUCCUUGAGAGAGCAACAGAAUUGGGAUCAACAGGGGUUAAUAACUCAGUUCGUCUUAAUAUUUCAUCCCAGCUCUAAUCUUACUGAAUUUGUUGUCGACUAACAGAGCUACCGAUAACGCCUGCAACACGAAAUCACUUUGUUUACAGAUUUUAACAACUGAUAUUUGUGGCUUUGCUUCAUAACAAUUUAACAGACAUGAGUGACCUUGCAGAGAAUGGUUUAAUAUCAACAAUUCUCCCCGAAGUGUGUUACCCAAGUCUUAAUGCAACAGCAGGACUUGUUUCAACACCUAUGAGCGAAUUUUUGGCAGAUGAGGAAGCAGCAUCAACCCGUCCACUUCUCACCCCAUCACCACCUGCAGAAUUUGACCACCCCCUCUCCAUAACUCCAUCUACUGGAAUGGCUUAUGAGAGACAGAUCAGUCCCACAAGCAUUGAUGAACUGUCCAGCCUGCCAGGUUUGAAUUGUGAUGCUACACUUGGUUUUGUUGGACUGACAGCCACUGACAUGCACCCUAAUGAGCACAACAUUAUUCAUCACAAUGACGAGGUACAACAGGAAUUCAUUCCAACUAGAAGCGUCCAGAGUGUGAUGGAAUCGUCAUCCUCAAGUAGUUCCGUCAUGCAGGAGCCCACCGUGUGCGCACAGCUGCUCAGUUCACAUCACUACCAACAUCUAACCAAAGCUAGUGAUGUAGACCCAUUUGCAUGCCAGGAAAACGGAGGUAAGCCUCCUCUAACAGGACUGCAACUUGCAGUUCGUAAAUCGCCAGAUGACUUCUGCUUUAUGAGCUGGAAUUGGCCAUUGAUUCGUAAAUUCAGCUUCUGGAGUGCUGUUUCUCUGCUGAUGGCAUGUGUGUGCAUCGUUAUCACAUUAAUAGCUCGUCUUCCAACAGACUGCAAGCCGCACCAUGCUUGGUGGCAAGGGACUAUAUUUUAUGAAGUAUUUCCUGCAUCUUUCAAGGAUGAUAAUUCAGAUGGGAUUGGUGAUCUCCGAGGCCUUGGUAAACAGGCAUUUUAUUUUACUUCCUUGGGAGUUAAAGUUGUGCGAUUGAACUCAAUAUUUCAUGCAGAUUAUUAUCCUGAGGGUUAUGAAGACGUUCAGAAUUUGACAGAGAUUUCACCUGUCCUUGGAAAUAUGAAAGAUUUUAAUUUUGCUAUUAACACGUUGCACAAACAUAACAUUUCUGUUGUGCUAGAUUUUCCAUUGAGUCCAUUUAUAGAACAACUGCGCUUAACUGAGAAGGAAGUGCCGGCAGAAACAGACGUUUCUGUUAAAGAAACCAGUUGGCCUGUUCACACGGAUUCAACGACUGAAGAUAAAACGGGGAGGAACAUAAAUGUAGAAGCAUCAAACAGAAUAAACACAAAGCAAAUCCACAACGAUAAUAUUGUUACUAAUGCAAUAAGCUUUUGGUUAACAAAUGGAGUAGAUGGGAUUUAUUUAAAAGGUUUGGAGUGUUUAGUAUCUGAGCCCAACUUUGCAUCACUGAUGCAAGAAUGGAGAAGAAUUACUAAAAGUUUUAACAAAGGAUUUGGUCAUGAGAAGAUUGUAAUGUGUAGUAUGGAUGUUAUAAAUGCACUAGACCCUGAAGAUGAUUCCAGAAAAGUUGAAGCAGUUCUACAAAAUAUAGAUCUCAUCGAUGUUAGACUGGAUAUUGUUAGUAAUGGAACUCGAGGCUUAAAGACUCAAGUGGACAAAGUGGUAAAAGGAAUACUUUUUAGCAAGCCAGGCUAUCCGUGGAUUCACUGGCAUAUGGGUAGCAUCGGUACGAAGCGACUAGCAUCGCAGUUACCCACUGCAAAUGCUAGUCUUGCCGCAGUUGCACUUGAAAUGAUACUUCCUGGCACACCAUCCAUUUUCUAUGGGGAUGAAGUAGGUCUUGAAGAGCUGAAAGAUCCAGAGGGAGAGAUGAAUGACCUAAAGCAUAUUCAUCACUUGUCACCAUUGCAAUGGCCGGCCCAGCAUCCAGAACUUCGAUUCACUCUACCACAUAUUUUGCCGUGGCUUCCUUUAUCUAGCGUCUCAUCAAAUGUUGCAGCUGGGCACGAAACAAUUGUACAGACAAUUUCCAAACUCCGAGAAGAUACACCAUCCAUUUAUAUGGAUGGAGUUUAUAAAGAUAAUGAAAAAUUACCGAACUAUGAAAUCAGAACAGUGGAUAACAACAUCGUGACUGUCGAACGUUCCUACCCUCGCCGCCAUUCAUAUGUGGUUGUGAGUAACUUCGGCAGUCAAACGCAAACAAAGGAUCUCUCUUCUAUUUAUUAUGGAGGUGAAGUUGUGGCUGAUCUGCAAGGGAGAGUUGGACGCUACUUGACUUUCCAUGCUCUGACAUUGUCUGCUGGAGAGUUCAUAAUUAUAAAGUUAGAUAAGUAGGAUUGCAUUGCAUUGCUUGCAUUUGCAUACAUACAGUUUAUUUGAAGCUGUUCUUCAUUUGCUGUGGAUCAUUUACAAUAAAUCCAUAAAUUAUUUCAUUUUAUCUGUCCAUCCUCCAGUUGUUUUCAAUUCACUGGUAUUAGUAAAUAUCACUCCACAAGCAUUUCUGCCAACAGCACUUCGACUGUUUCAGAUGCCAGUAGUAUAUUGAUGACUGUUUCCUUAUGUAUUUAUUUUUAUGCUAAAAUCAAAGGGCAUGUUUGCACAGCCAAUGAAGAAAGCUACGAGGCCAAGAGCAGCCCAAACUGUAGACAUGAAACUGAAAAUUUAUGAUUAUUAAGCUCGAAAAUGGGACGUCAUUACAAAUGUGGAAGCUAAUCUUCGCUGAUACAAGGAAGUCCUUGUUGAAAUGAAGAAAGUUAGAAUCCAACCAACUUUAGAUUCUUUUUUCAAAAAGAUGGAAUUAUUCACAGCCCUCAAAUUCUGCACUUAAAAUUUCUGUAAUAAAAUUAUUAAAAUAUUAAACACUUUUUUAACAUUUAAUUCUAUGCAUAUAUAUAUAUAUAUAAAAUAUGUAUCUACUUAAUAAAUUGUUACUGAACUAG